This is a messenger RNA of Cheilinus undulatus (humphead wrasse), 3143 nucleotides long. RefSeq names its product armadillo-like helical domain-containing protein 4. The coding region runs from base 157 to 1866 and encodes 569 amino acids. The record is from RefSeq and is a predicted model, not a curated record. Lineage: Eukaryota; Metazoa; Chordata; Actinopteri; Labriformes; Labridae. The transcript is spliced from 8 exons.
UUGAGUCAGUGACGCUGAGCUGCACAACAACAAGCCUCUCCUUCAGCCUGCUGAACGCAGGAGACUCUCCGGAAUCUGUCGCGAGCUGCAGCCCUGCGUCUACAGGCACGAGGAUCCGUCAUGAUCUGUGAAAGCAGCCUCUGAGACGAGACAGAGAUGUUGAUGUCCAGGACACUCGGCUGCCUCCUCCUGGUUGGGCUGUGUCUCUGUAUCCAUGGAAACCCUGUCCUCCUCCCAGACUCCCCUCCCACACAGGACAGAUUAACAACUGUUGGGCCAACACAAACCCCAGAUGUAAAGUCUGAACCAACAGGUACCGAAAGUCUGAUUGGUUUAGCGUUGGAUGUAGGUGCAGGAGGAGGGGUUGGCCUGCAUGGAGCACCUGUGGGAGCAGUGACGCAGACAGAAAAUGGGGACAGCCUCGAUGGAGUAUCUGGGCCGAGAAAGGCUGGCAGAGAGGUGCAGAACCAAAUGAGUGAGGGAAAGAAGGUUGGGAGCACAUCUAGGAUGGGAGACGCCUUGACACAGAAGGGUGCAUCAGAGGAGGGGGAUACCGCUGUCACCAAUGAUCCUACAGGUGGGAGGAAGCACUUGGAUGUAGACCUUUCCUCCACAGACAAGGGGAGCAAAGACAAAGACGGAGAGGGCCUAACAGACCCACCUGUUUCCUCUGUCCAGGAUAAAAACACAGAAACAGGCCUUCUGUCCUCUACAGAAACUCUAAAUCCUGGAGCCACCAUCCAGAAACUUACCUCCUACAGUCCAAUCGUUGUCUCCCCUCACACCUCAACACUUGUAUCCAUUUGGGACCAAGAUGGAGCUACAACUUCAUCCCUCCCAGCCCCUCUGUUACCUGAAAUUGGAGCAAACCCGAUGCCAAAGGAGGAUGGACCAGAAAGUGUGUGGACUGAAGCUACCAGGCUUGGAGGAGUGGACACAGUGGCCCCGCUGUCCCAGGAUGAGGCCACAGAGGGCACCAUGUCGUCAGAAGCUCUCCCUCUCAUCUUUGAGCCCAUUGAGGAGGUUGCAUCAGAGGGAGUACAGGCAACAGUCAUGUCUUUGCCUGGUAGUGCUCAGCCUCCUGCUGCCAUGGUGACCGCAGGAAUGGACGUGGACCCGCAGCUGGUCACCGUGGAGACAGACAGUGACGGUCCCUCUCAGGCCCCUCCCCUGCUGACACCAGACUGGACAUCACCCUGGCAGACAUCUGGGGCUGAGCUGCUGGAGCCAGUCAGCUCCUCUGGAACGUCUGGUUCACAGAGACAAACAGGAAGUGAGCUGGAGGAACACGGGGAGAGAGGUGCUGUAAGGACACCCAACCUCCAAGAGAAGUUGCCCACUGUCCGCCCUUCCUUCUCAUCCUUCCCACGUGCUAUGACAGCCGUAACCAUGGGAACCCAUCAGCCGGCACACAAAUCCAGAUCAGGGUUAGAGGAGAUGGAGUCUGAAGAGGAGCAGGAUGAAGACGAGGAUGAUGAGAACUCAGAGGAGUCCGUGGAGGAUGAGAGCGAAGAGGACCUCACAGAAAGUCCUAAAACGUCCUCCACGCCACCUCCGUACAGCCUCAUCCCUCCGCCUCCUGUGUGGGUUCAACGCAACCAGGGGCUGAUGAGGAGCUGGGUAGAGCUGAUCAGAGAAAAGGCGGGUUAUGUAUCUGGCAUGUUAGCCCCUGUGGGCAUUGGCAUCACUGGGGCCCUGCUAAUCGUCGGGGCUCUCUACAGCAUCAGGAUGAUUCACCGCAAGAGGAGGAACAGCUUUAAACACCAGAGGAGGAAGGUCAGGCAGCAAGAGCAACCUCGGGAGCCCGGGACUAGCCGUCAGGACCAGGCCAUGCUGCUGGCUGACAGCUCUGAGGAUGAGUUCUGAUCAAACCUUCCUGGCUCCUCUGUUUGGUGACUAGUGGCUGAUGCUCCUGUAAAGGAGGCCUGCCAAACACCCCCAUUGCUAUGACGACCGAAUCUCCCAUCACCCGGGGCUGUUUGACUAUGACUCAUCUGAUCCUCACAGUGUGACUGAGAGUAGGACACAGUUUGCACAGGCUGCACAAAGGUCAGCCUUGUACCCCUUUCUAAAAGUACCAGAGUGAGCACUUUUCUAAUUGUUGUCAGGUGAUGUUGGCUUUACAGUGAGGCAGGGCUGGUGUGAUGCACUUUGACAUGAAAAAAAUGUUGCUGCUGUAAAAACAAAAUAUGUGGGCAGGGUAUUGGUGGGAACGUGUGGCUGGUUAUUCAAAUUUAUGUCUUUGUGGAGCUGAGGGGAAAUAAAAAGGGCUGUAGAGGAGUAACAUUACAUAAACAGUGUAAAUACCUGUGCUGUAAAUGUAGCUGACUUGGUGUCAGUCAUGUUAAUGUAAAUAAAGUUGGAGUUCAUAAUACUUAUUUGGUAUAUUCUAAAGGGAUAGCUUCACAUUUGGGAGAUUAGCUCAUUCAUUUCUUUGCUGAGGACAGGAUCAUUCAGCUUGAGCUUGCAGCUUGGUUCACCAAGAGUUACACGAUAAAAUCCAUUAGACUAACCAGGAGUAAGAUGAUAAAAUGUGUUAGCAUGACCUACACUAAAUCAUAGUUCUAAAUAAGUUAAUCAAUAAGGGUUGACUGCUCUAACUGCUCGGUUCCAAUACAUCCCUUGCCACUGCCACUUAGGCCUGCCCUGUGUUUUGUACAGUCACCUCUUAGGGUAGGGGUGUCCCAGUUCCUGUGGAAUGGAGAAGUAGGGUGAAGUACAAGGGGCUCAUGGCCCUUUAAAUGGAGAUUAUACAGAGACACACUCUAAACCAUGUACCAAAAAAUAUCCCAGAAUACUUUGGUUGCUUAAACAGCAAAUUACAGGUGCUUUUUGAUAGCAGUUCAGCUAAUAUUCACCCCCCUCAAGUCAGUAUUUAGUAGAUGCGCCUUCGGCUGCAAUCACAGCACUGGUUCUGUGUGAUAGGUCAAGUUCUGUCAGGUUGCACAGGGAUCAGGCAUGAACAACCUUUUAUAGCUCAACCACAAAUUCUCUAUUGAAUUGAGGUUUGGGCUUUUACUCUGCAACUCCAGAACAUUUACCUUGUUGUCAUUAAAUCAUUUUUCAUUGUAUGCUUCGGCUCAUUGUCUUGCUGGAAAAUAACAAAUCUCCCAAGCUGUAGUUCUCUUGCAGACUGAAUAAAA